Spea bombifrons (plains spadefoot toad) is the source of this 2048-nucleotide messenger RNA. RefSeq names its product RFT1 homolog (gene RFT1). Bases 59 to 1678 code for a protein of 539 amino acids. The record is from RefSeq and is a predicted model, not a curated record. The transcript is spliced from 13 exons. Gene Ontology annotation, cellular component: endoplasmic reticulum membrane. NCBI's taxonomy places the organism in Eukaryota, Metazoa, Chordata, Amphibia, Anura, Pelobatidae. Gene Ontology annotation, biological process: dolichol-linked oligosaccharide biosynthetic process; glycolipid translocation.
UCCAGCGCAGGAAUACCGGUUUAGCCUCUUCUGUGUACAUGACACAUCUCGUAUCAGCAUGGGGUCCCAGAAUGUCCUAUCGGACACUACUAAGCUGGCUUCUUCUACUAUGAUCCUGCAGGUUGUCUUCCGUGUGCUGACCUUUGCCUUAAAUGCUUUCACGUUGCGCUACGUCUCCAAAGAAAUCAUUGGCAUCGUUAACGUUCGGCUAACCCUGUUUUAUACGACAGUCGUAUUUCUAGCCCGAGAAGCUUUUCGUAGGGCCUGCCUUAGCCACUCUUCACAGCAGAGCUGGAGACAGACAAUAAAUCUCAUCUGGUUGGCGGUGCCUUUGGGCAUCUGCUGGUCCCUAAUACUGGGAUGGAUCUGGUUGAAUGUCCUUGAGGUGCCCGACCCAGAGAUAAUCCCCCACUACAGCACUGGAGUACUUGCAUUUGGAUUAUCCUCGGUUAUAGAGCUCCUGUCGGAACCAUUCUGGGUCCUUGCACAAGCUCAUCUCUUUGUCCGGCUCAAGGUUGUUUCUGAAAGCCUUGCAAUAAUCACUCGCUGUUUCAUCACUGUGAUCCUGGUACUUAUCUGUCCCCACUGGGGCCUGGUCAUCUUUUCGUUGGCCCAGAUUGUGUAUACAAGCCUACUUGCUCUGUGUUACAUACUAUAUUUUGCAAGAUUUUUGGGUUCUCAAGAAGCACAGAAGAAAUCCUUCCCUCUCAGAAGGAUGGUGGACUUCUUUCCUCAGUUCUCAGCAUCUCAGGAUUUUCUUGAUUGGAAACAGACCUGGCUUGCCUGGAGCUUCUUUAAACAGUCUUUCCUCAAACAGAUCCUGACUGAAGGUGAAAGAUAUGUUAUGACCUUUCUGAACGUCCUGUCAUUUGGAGAUCAAGGAGUCUACGAUAUUGUGAAUAACCUUGGCUCCCUGGUGGCACGCUUUGUCUUCCUGCCCAUUGAGGAGAGCUUCUAUGUGUACUUUUCCAAGAUCUUGGAACGUGGGAAAACUAUCAGGAGUCAACAAAAAGAGGAGAUCUCUUCAGCAUCUGAAGUCUUGGAGUCCCUUUUGAAAUUGGUGACACUAAUUGGCCUGAUCAUUGUUGCAUUUGGAUAUGCAUAUUCCCAGCUGGCCCUGGAUAUUUAUGGGGGAUCCAUGCUGAGUGGGGGGACAGGUCCUGUUCUUCUGCGCUUCUUCAGUCUUUAUGUACUCCUGCUGGCCAUUAAUGGUGUCACUGAGUGCUUUACAUUUGCUGCUAUGAGUAAAGAAGAAGUGGACAGGUAUAACUAUGUUAUGUUGGGUCUUUCUGUGAGCUUCCUUGGCCUGUCCUACUAUAUGAGCCUCUGGCUUGGCAGCGUUGGAUUCAUCCUGGCAAACUGCUUCAAUAUGGGGCUGCGAAUUGUACACAGUGUGCUUUACAUCCGGAGAUAUUACAAAGGAAGUCCUUACCAGCCACUGUCUGGCCUUCUGCCAUCCACUGCGGCCGUCUGCAUGCUGGCCAUCAGCACGGCUUUAACUGGGUACUCAGAGGUGGCCCUCUGCUGUGAUGGAGGUUGGCCGUUCCGUUUGGCUCAUGUAGCAGUUGGAGCGCUCUGUCUUUUGCUUACUCUUGGUGCCAUUGUCCUGUCAGAGACCAAACUGACCACCUUCAUCCGAAGUCAUUUCCUGUCUGGGCGCACCAAAAAGGGAGUAUAGAGUAGGCGGAAAGUUCAUACAUUUCUCGUAUUUCACCCCGUUCUACAGAGCUCUGUUUUCUGUAGAUAUCAGACUGUCCAUUGUGAAAUCUAAGAGCUACUCAAGACCAGAAGAAAGGCUGGAUGAAUAAAACCAGAAGUGAUGGUGGAGAUGGAAGAAGAAAGCAUAGAGAGAGAGAAACACCACUCACAAAACUGAAUAGAAAUACUGUAUUACAGCACAUUAAGUCUGUUGAGUUGACUUGUUUGACUUUUUAAGAUGUACCAGCUCAGUUGAUUCAACCCAGCUGAUUAAAACUAAAUGUUCUUAUAAUGAUAUAGAAAUGUCUUCAGGUAAGUCAAGUUUCGGUUGCUUAGAUGCUCUUUAUUAC